CUUAUAAUAAUUUUACAGCCAGACGCGUGGCGAAAGAUUGAUGGUACUGCGAGCAGUGGUUGCCGGCUAAGUUUUCUCCAGUAACUGUCAAUGAGAAUCAUCAGUUGGAAGUCGACGAAGUUGAUCCACUCCCCUUCCAUUCCUACAAUUACACUGAAGGGGACAACCUAAGCCCUAACCUGACCUGAAGAAGCGGACAACCUGAUGAAUCCUCCUCGUUCACUCUCCCGUCUGCAAAUACGAUGCCAGUGCCGCUCUUCAAAACGCUUAUCCAUUCCUUGCCGAACGUCACGACUUGUCCAAAGCUGAUCAUCAUCUCUCUCUAAAAAUUUCUCAUUUCUUCAUCUGUUUGGAGAGCCCAGAGAUGGAUCCAAACCCUCACAACUUCCCCAUUCUCCACUACGUUAUGGCCAAACUCCCCAGCAUUGGGCGCAAACACUCCCCUAAUUCUGAGAGUGACAUCGAACAACCGCCGGCGACGGAUUUGUCAGCUUCGAAAGAGACGUCGUUUGAGCUGACGGAGCGGAUGCCCCGCUUGUCGGACCCCAAACUCUUCGCCUCUAUGCGAUCGGCGGUCUCCGAGGUGGCGCAGACUCGAGCCGUGCUCAAGACCCUAGGUCACCGGCCGGAUCACGAGGCCGUAGACGCCGCCAAGGCCAAGCUCGCCGAGAUCGAGUCCAAGCUAUCGGAACAGCUUGAAGAUGUCACAUUGUCGGGGCAGCCAUCCGAAGAGGUCGAGCGGCGGGACGAGACGGUGUUGGAGGAGCAGAGGAAGGCUUUCAAGGCGGUGAUUUCGUUGGACGAAAUGCACGAGGAGUACGAGAAGCUGUUGCAUCAUGCGGAGGCCAAGUUGAUGAAGAUAUACGAGUCGGCUGUGCCCGGUCUUGGUGAGGAGGAGGAGGAGAAGGCGGAUGGGGAAAAUGGUUCCAAUGAGGUGGUGAAUGACGAGGUUGUGAGAAUUCUGCAAGAGGCGUCUGGGAAGGAGGUGGAGAGGAUCGAUCUUUCAGAGCAACAGCUGCGAUUGUUGCCGGAGGCCUUUGGGCAGAUUCGCGGAUUGGUUGUGCUUAAUCUCUCCUCCAAUCAACUUGAGCAACUCCCUGAUUCUAUUGGAGGUCUGGAAAAGCUUGAGGAGCUUAAUCUUGCUUCUAACCUUCUAGAGUAUCUGCCAGACUCCAUUGGACUGUUGCUUAAUUUGAAGUAUCUGAAUGUUUCUGGAAAUAAGCUUGUUUCCUUGCCUAACAGCAUUUGCCAUUGCAGGUCACUGGUGGAGUUAGAUGUUAGCUUCAAUAACCUGUCUUACUUGCCAACAAAUAUUGGGUAUGAACUUGUGAAUCUAAGAAGGCUUUCCAUCCCUCUGAACAAGAUCCGUUCUCUCCCCUCUUCUAUUGGCGAGAUGAGGUCUUUGAGCACUUUAGAUGCGCACUUCAAUGAGCUCUGCGGCCUGCCACUUGCCAUUGGGAGAUUGGCAAAUUUAGAAAUCCUCAAUCUGGCCAGUAAUUUUAGUGAUCUGAGAGAUCUUCCUGACGCAAUGGGCGAUUUAACCAAUUUGAAGGAACUUGACAUCAGCAACAACCAGAUCCGUGCUCUUCCUAAUACGUUUGGCUGGCUUGCCAACUUGACCAAGCUCAACUUGGAAGAAAACCCUAUUGAAAUUCCUCCCAAGGUGGUUGUCAGCCAAGGGGUUGAAGCUGUCAAGGCUUUUAUGGCUAGGAGGUGGCUUCACAUAUUAGAGGAGGAGGAGCGGAAGAGCAUGCUUGAAGCAGAAGAGCCGGACCAGACUGGUUGGCUAAGUCGCAGCACCUCCUGGUUGAAUAAUUUUGCUUCCAAUGUUUCUGGAACUGUUUCAGGGUAUUUAGCAAAAUCUCCUGCAGACCCUUAUCUCAACCAGCAGCUGUGAUUUGGUCCCCGUAGAGGUGACUUGGUUGAGCAUUCCUUCAUUCUGGUGGGAUGUGAAUCUGAUGAAGAUAUUGAAAAAAAUGGUGUUUGAUGGAGGUUAUAUUCUGUGUUGCCUUUCUGUUCAUGGCAAACUUUUCGAGAGGUGAUGAUCAAAUAACGUUCUUGUCACCACUCUAGCCAGAAUCCUGGGCAAUGUUUGUCAGUUUCAGGGAAAUGUAGUAGUAGUAGUAGGAGGGGGUUUACCGUCUUGUUUCUUUCAAAAGCUGCUUGGUAGUGGAAUAUGGUGCUGACAGCGUAGUAUUACCUCUUCUUCCAGUUCUUUAUCCCAUUUUAUUUUUCAAAGGAGAAGCUUCAAAGUCUGCAUUCUCAUGCCGCAGUGCUAGUUUAUGAUUUAUCUGCCCAUAUGGGAGAAAAGAUGACACAAUUUCAUCAAAACUUUCACAGGUGGUUGGUCCUAAAUCUUUAGUUAAUUCAAGGUGUGUUAUGUUGUUUUA
Messenger RNA from Diospyros lotus (date-plum), 2390 nucleotides. Its product is annotated as plant intracellular Ras-group-related LRR protein 9-like. The transcript is spliced from 3 exons. Gene Ontology annotation, molecular function: protein binding. Bases 365 to 1897 code for a protein of 510 amino acids. The record is from RefSeq and is a predicted model, not a curated record. NCBI's taxonomy places the organism in Eukaryota, Viridiplantae, Streptophyta, Magnoliopsida, Ericales, Ebenaceae.